Messenger RNA from Thunnus maccoyii (southern bluefin tuna), 1701 nucleotides. It is a transcript of the gene trim55a, whose product is annotated as tripartite motif containing 55a. The transcript is spliced from 9 exons. Gene Ontology annotation, molecular function: zinc ion binding. NCBI's taxonomy places the organism in Eukaryota, Metazoa, Chordata, Actinopteri, Scombriformes, Scombridae. Bases 71 to 1339 code for a protein of 422 amino acids. The record is from RefSeq and is a predicted model, not a curated record.
UCCCCCCGCUGCCCCCCCAUCCUGUCCGGGUGACGGCGUCUCCCCCGCGUCCUCGCCGUCACUCAGCACCAUGGAGAGCCUGGAGAAGCAGCUCAUCUGUCCCAUCUGUCUGGAGGUGUUCACCAAGCCGGUGGUCAUCCUGCCCUGCCAGCACAACCUCUGCCGCAAGUGUGCCAACGACGUCUUCCAGGCGGCCAACCCCUACCUGACGACCAGGAGCGGCUCCACAGUGACGUCCGGUGGUCGUUUCCGCUGCCCGUCCUGCCGCCAUGAGGUGGUUCUGGAUCGCCACGGCGUCUACGGACUGCAGAGAAACCUGCUGGUGGAGAACAUCAUCGACAUGUACAAACAGGGCUCCACCAGCACUAAAGCGCCUCCGGAGGUGAAGGUGGAGCCGAUGUGUGAGGAGCAUGAAGACGAGAAGAUCAACAUCUACUGCGUCACCCACAGCAUUCCCACCUGUUCUCUCUGUAAGGUGUUCGGAGCUCACAAAGACUGCGAGGUCGCUCCGCUGGACAGUGUCUUCAACAAACAGAAGACGGAGUUGACGGACUGCAUCUCCAUGCUGGUCGGGAACAAUGAGAGGAUUCAGGCCAUCAUCAGUCAGCUGGAGGAAACCUGCAGAGCCGUUGAUGAGAACGGUCGCAGACAGAAGUCAAAGGUGUGCGAGAGGUUUGACCACCUGUUCGCGCUCCUGGAGGAGAGGAAAGGUGAGCUGACGCUGCAGAUCAACGCUGAGCAGCAGGAGAAGCUGGACUACAUCCGAGGUCUGAGCCGCAAGUACAGCCAGCACCUGGAGGACGCCGCCAAGCUGCUGGAGACCGCCAUCCAGACCAUGGACGAGUCCGAGAUGGCCGUGUUCCUACAGACGGCCAAACCGCUGCUGCAGAAGCUGGCGGAGGGAACCGACACAUCUCGGCUGGAAAAAGUUCAGCCCGGCUACGAGAAUAUGGAACACUUCACAGCUAACUUUGAGCGCCAGAGGAGAGCGUUGGCCAGUGUCGACUUCAUCAAACUUGAUGACGACGACGACGACGAUGAUGAUGAUGACAACAACGAUGAGGUCAGAGGGAUGACAGCAGGAGGAGCUGAAGGACUCUCAGCCAAUCAGCAGCGUCCUCUGUCUGUCCCGCCUCAGACUCCUCCCCCUCAGAGACCUGCAGAGGCCCCGCCCACACAGACGAAAAGCCCCACCCCCUCAGCCAACCAAGCCCCCCCCCCUCUGCCCCUCCCGACCGCCAGCUCCACCCCUCAGGUUCAGUCUGAUCCACAGACCGACUCGGAGGACAAAGACGGACCCAAACACGUCUUCUCCUUCAGCUGGCUCAACCAGAAGUGACACAUUUCUUCUUCUCUGCUCUUUUUAUAGAACUGCAGGACUUUUUACAUUCUCGUAUGUUUUUUUAGGCCAAACCAUGAAAUGCAGAGUGUCGUUUAAAAAAUGCUAAAGAUGACUUUUUUCCUCCGUCGGUCUGACGUCUCAGAACUGAAACCAACAACAUUAAAGUCCAGCUGAAGUCAUGUGAUCGUCCUUCUCUGCAAACACGUGUUACAUGUUGUUCCAAUGUGCUGUUAAUAGUUUUAUAUUACUAGAAAGAAGGACUCCAGAUACGUAAGCAGAAAAUAAUGUAACACUAGGGGGCGCCAUCAGUGAAAACAUAUUCUUAUAAAGUGCCAAAUAAAUGUUUGUUUUAUUAUUGA